UUUUUUUUUUUUUUUUUUUUUUUUUUUUUUCUGCUUCCUCAUUUGUAAUUUUUUUUGGUUCGAUAUCUCUGUUUCGCUCUCUGUUUUGUAACCGUGUCUGGGAAAACCGAGUGAGGUCGAAGAAUGGAGUUUACAGAUUUCUCAAAGACGAGUUAUUACUACCCGUCGUCGCAAGGUGUUUGGGAUUUCGGAGAUUUAGCGGCGGCGGAGAGGAACAACUCCUUAGGGUUUAUGGAGUUAUUAGGUUCUCAACCUCAACCUCAUCAUUACGAUUUCGCUACUACUACUGUUUCCCCUCAUUCUCUCCUUUCGACGAAGCUGUCUUCUCCUGUUUCAACCAUCCUUCAAGCAGCAGCUCCUCCACCGUCUGAUAAAGCGUCGUCAAAGGUGGAAUCUUUUUGCUCGGAUCAGUUCUCGAUUAAUCCACCGGCGACUCCUAACUCGUCCUCGAUUUCUUCUGCUUCGAGCGAGGCCGUUAAUGAAGAGAAACCAAAACGAGAAGACAACCAAGAAGAAGAAGAAGAAGAAGAAGAGAAGAGUCAUCAUCAUCCUAAGAAACAGUUGAAAGCAAAGAAGAAUAAUAAUCAAAAGAGACAGAGAGAGGCAAGAGUCGCAUUCAUGACAAAGAGUGAGGUUGAUCAUCUCGAAGAUGGCUACCGCUGGCGAAAAUAUGGUCAAAAAGCUGUCAAAAACAGUCCUUUUCCCAGGAGUUACUACCGUUGCACAACGACUUCAUGUAACGUGAAGAAGAGAGUAGAGCGAUCAUUCAGAGAUCCAAGCACUGUAGUUACGACCUACGAAGGUCAGCACACACACAUUAGUCCACGCACGUCUCGUCCUAUCUCCACUGGUGCUGGUUUCUACGGAUCAUCUGGAGCUGCUUCCAAUCUCGGUAAUGGUGGUUGCUUUGGCUUUCCUUUAGAGACCUCCACGUUAAUCUCCCCUCAGUUCCAACAGCUUGUCCAUUACCACCAACAACAGCAGCAACAAGAACUCUUGUCUUGUUUUGGAGGAGUCGGCGAGUACCUUAAUACCCACGCUAAUGAGUUUGGUGAUGAUGACGAUCGUGUGAAAAGGAGUCGAGGUUUGGUUAAUAAAGAUAAUGGACUUCUUCAAGAUGUUGUUCCAUCUCAUAUGCUCAAGGAAGAGUAGUAGUAUAUAUAAGUCUUUUAGUAUUGUAAUUCACAUCUAGGUUUUCUUAGAAUGUAUAAUUGUCUAAUAGAAACGGAUCUUUCGUUCUCUUGAAGGGGAUGUUUUCUUGUGGAUCUACUAAAAUAGUAAGGUACUUAUAAGAUUUUUUCACCAUGGAA
This is a messenger RNA of Camelina sativa (false flax), 1310 nucleotides long. RefSeq names its product WRKY transcription factor 23. Gene Ontology annotation, biological process: regulation of DNA-templated transcription. The record is from RefSeq and is a predicted model, not a curated record. Lineage: Eukaryota; Viridiplantae; Streptophyta; Magnoliopsida; Brassicales; Brassicaceae. Gene Ontology annotation, molecular function: DNA-binding transcription factor activity; sequence-specific DNA binding.